Molecule: messenger RNA, 1044 nt
Organism: Saxophila tyrrhenica
Lineage: Eukaryota; Fungi; Ascomycota; Dothideomycetes; Mycosphaerellales; Extremaceae
Exons: 3
Coding region: 1-1044 (347 amino acids)
Source: RefSeq, a predicted model, not a curated record
AUGACGGAGGACCGGCAGCCGGCUUUUCAAACUCUCACUCUGCCUUCUGUCAACGCUGCGGGUGAUCAUUUCCUGUAUGGCGAGGUGCCAGCCACCGCUACCCUGAAGACCGAAAUCAACGAGGGUACAAACUACUCGAGAGACAUGAACGUCCUAUUCGCAGCCGCUGGAGAUCUCAGGAACGUGGUGGCAACCUUCUGUGACCUGCCGAAUGACAAAGGUCAGACCGUGACCGCAGUAGUACUGGACCGGGACGGUACGGUGAUCACACGAAACCUCAUCAUACUGCUCGUUUUGCUCUACGUUUCCGACGAAGCGAUAGCGAUGGACUGCGUCAUCCACAUCUGGUAUUCUGCCUUCCUACGCCAAAGCCAUGUGGAAAUCCUGCAGACCCAGAUCCGCCCACUCAUUGAGGACAUGAUCAGUCGAGUCAGGGAUCGCAAGGAGAAGCCACUCCAAAAGAGAGCCUGGUUGCCGUUCAAGACCAGCUGCGUGCGGGCAAUGUUGCAUAAGAGCCAAUGGGUUUCAGUACUGGCGCACCUCUCCGUAACAGAAGAGUUCGAUAUGGCCGGAGCUAUCCAGAUCAUGAGGCAAUCAAGAAUCUUACCUGGGCGGAAGGACUUCAUGGAACGCAGGGUGCUGAUGCUACAACGGCCGCGUCGUGUUCCUUACUUGGAGUAUCGUUGGCGUGGAGUCUUGCUUCCGUUCGGUCACUCUCGUGAGGCUUUCACGGUCCUCAACCCGACAUUCUUCCACAAUGGCCAGUGGCGGAUGGGUGACUUGUCUGAUCCCAUAGACGGCUGGCCGAUGCCAAACCUCGAAGCAACAGCCAACGGCGACGCAGAGCACGACAUUUAUGGAAAGAUGUAUCAUUUCGUGCGCGAUCACUUCACGUUUCUACAUCGACAGCUUCGCAACCGCAAUAUCAACAUCGAUGUCCUGUGCCAAGAUGCUGCGGAUUUCAAGCAUUAUUUGAAGCCUCCCGCAUUCCCUAGGGACGCACGGUUCGACCGCAUUGAGGCAUGUCAGUCAAUCAUUGCCUAG